AGAGAAGAUCAAGAAAAGCAGCAGAAGGAAGAGCAAGAAAAAACUGUAGAACACACUUCUGUCAAGGAAGCUGACAAAACCAGCCGUACAGGACAACGUCCAAGUCGAAGUGCCUUGUCCAGUCGUAAUGAUCGAAGAUCAGCCAGAAGUCAUCAAAAGACAGAUGCACCAAAGGAGAAUAAACAUCCAUUUGCUCUGUAUGGGUGGGGAGAAAGACAGACAGAUACUGGAAGCCAGAGGACUCACAAUGUCUGUGCUUCUGCUUCAGCAAAUGAAAUUCACGAAUCUGCUCUACGAGCAAAGAACAGGAGACAAGUGGAGAAAAGGAAGCUUUCCCAGAGGCGAGUGCAAUCUGCAGAAGCAGAGAAAGACUGGCAAAUAAAGCCCUCCCCACCAGAUAACCCUUGGAUGACAGAGUACAUGAGAUGCUACUCGGCAAGAGCUCGGUGAAUUUGGAUUCCCUUGGGCAUCUUUGAAAGAGGUUAUGCAUAUCAGGACACUGGUGCAAGGAACCAAACUACUUAUGCAAGGUUUUUAUAGGGAGUUUCCAGCUGUUAAAGUAUUUGCUACAAUAUUUUUAUCUUGGCUACCUACCUCACAGUGGAGUGUAUUGUUGGAGCCAUAACAUUUGAAGAGGCUUUUAGAUAUAGCUACCCAAACUUUUAAACAAUUCCCCUUUUGGGAAUCUUUUUAAUGCUUCAGUUGACUUGUUUUGGAGGUGGGAGGGGGAAACCUUAGCAUACAGAGAGUCAAACACUUUUUUUGAUCUUGGUUAUGAAUAAUCUGUUGUCCCUUUUAAAAAUCCAAGUCACGGGGAGGUGGUGUUGGGGGGAGACUUUUAAGGUGUG
This is a messenger RNA of Mesitornis unicolor (brown roatelo), 848 nucleotides long. RefSeq names its product centriole, cilia and spindle-associated protein (gene CCSAP). Gene Ontology annotation, cellular component: centriole; axoneme; ciliary transition zone. Gene Ontology annotation, biological process: regulation of mitotic spindle assembly. Gene Ontology annotation, molecular function: microtubule binding. The transcript is spliced from 2 exons. NCBI's taxonomy places the organism in Eukaryota, Metazoa, Chordata, Aves, Mesitornithiformes, Mesitornithidae. The record is from RefSeq and is a predicted model, not a curated record. The annotation marks the transcript as partial.